Messenger RNA from Sander lucioperca (pikeperch), 1597 nucleotides. RefSeq names its product family with sequence similarity 168 member B (gene fam168b). The record is from RefSeq and is a predicted model, not a curated record. The coding region runs from base 173 to 772 and encodes 199 amino acids. The transcript has 7 exons. Lineage: Eukaryota; Metazoa; Chordata; Actinopteri; Perciformes; Percidae.
UGAGAUGUUGGGACAGGCGUCACUGCAGAACACAGCUGUCUGUCUGUCUACCUCCUGUGCUAUGCGGCCUGUUGACAAGCUGCCCCCAUCUGGCUGGCUUCUGUCCGGGGACAGUCCGUGGUUUUGCACGGUCAGACAGGUGAACAGCAGCAUCUGUGAGUAGGCGUCCAUUAUGAAUCCGGUUUACAGCCCUGGGCCAACAGGGGUCCCCUUUACCAAUACUAAGGGUAUAGGCUACCCAGCAGGAUUCCCUGUUGGCUACGCACCAGCAUACACUCAGAAUAUCUAUGCAGGAGCGAACGCAGCCUUCCCCAGUGGCUAUGCUCCAGGCACUCCUUUCAAAAUGUCCUGCUCUCCCAACACUGGGACUGUCCCACCAUACUCCUCCUCACCCAACCCCUACCAUGCUGCUGUUUACCCGGUCAGGAGCACCUACCCCCAACAGAACCCCUAUGCACAGGCACUAAUGCCUUCACAACAACAAGGCACUUACUACACACAGCCGCUGUAUGCUGCACCGCCACAUGUUAUCCAUCACACUACAGUGGUCCAGCCAAAUGGGAUGCCUGCAGCCAUGUAUGCCCCGCACAUGCAUCCUCAACGCCAAAACAGUGUCACCAUGGGGAUGGUAGCCGGCACUACCAUGGCCAUGUCAGCUGGAACUUUGUUGACAACUCAAUCACCAGCGCCUGUUGCCCCCCACCAAGUCACGAUGCCCACAUAUCGGCAUCCUGGCACACCCACCUACAGCUAUGUGCCCCCACAGUGGUGAAGAGAGGGACGCGACAGAAGAUGGUAGAUAUGCAUUCACACUCUACUCCAGUGUUUUUUGCUAUCGGUGAAGACCUGCCCUGCCAGUGUCUGCAACCAGUUACUCUUCCAGCAUAAUGUGAAUCUAAAACCCCAUUUGGAUAGGAGGGGGUGAAGAAUAGGCCCAUCCCCAUGACCCCUCUCAAUGGAAUAAGGCUGCAUUCCAUGUCACACCCCAGCGCCAGCCACCUCUACAACAUGCUGCAUAUCUCACAUCAAACAGCAAUGCCUCCAUGCAAAUUAUUUUGUGAACUGUCAUGCAGGUUUUUAUAGCUUAAACUCUUAAGUGGUAAAAAGGGAGUUUGGGAUAGUUUUUUUGUUGUUUCUUUUAAUUUGGGGGAUACAUAUGAUGUUAAAUGCAUGUGUAUAUAUAGAUAUAUGAAGUAAUGCUAGCGCAAUAUACCUGCUGUGACAGAUGCAAAAUCAACAAAAGGCACACAUCCAAAGGAACUUAAAAAAAGAAAGGAAAAAAAAAAAAGUAAUAAUCUGCAAUGCUGAAUCACCAGUGACCAUGUCUGACAUGUGAAAGAAGAAAAGACAAGAAAUGUUUAUUCAUGCAAAAACAUACCUGCACAAACAAGUGCAGACCAAACUGUACUGUUUUUCACUGCUUUGUGUUUUGGUAGGUGGAGCUAGGUUUUUAUUUCUCUCAGUGAUGCAGUGUAUGCAUUUUGUCUUACCAUUUUUGUAUUUUAGGAAAGAUGGGACUUUGAGUUUGUGCCUCUGACUGAUGGCCAUUCCAACACGUAAUCACAGUGUAUUAUUUUUCCUGCUCUGUCAAACCUUU